Messenger RNA from Esox lucius (northern pike), 1668 nucleotides. RefSeq names its product zona pellucida sperm-binding protein 4-like. NCBI's taxonomy places the organism in Eukaryota, Metazoa, Chordata, Actinopteri, Esociformes, Esocidae. The record is from RefSeq and is a predicted model, not a curated record. Bases 58 to 1668 code for a protein of 536 amino acids. The transcript has 2 exons. Gene Ontology annotation, biological process: binding of sperm to zona pellucida; prevention of polyspermy. Gene Ontology annotation, cellular component: egg coat. Gene Ontology annotation, molecular function: acrosin binding; structural constituent of egg coat.
CAACAAGUGUCACAGUGAGCCUUGUGGGUUUCUCCCUUUGUAUCGGGUACAGAAUCAAUGGCCAUCCCGUUGAGUGCUGUGUGUCUCAUAGCAGUGGCCAUGCUUGGUUAUCCAGGUGAUGCUCAACUCUGGAAAGGACAGAAAUCCCAGUUCAGGCCAAGGAUGUUGCCUUCUCAAGAUGAGCUUCAGCAGCUUGCUCAACGCCUUCCUCAGAAACCUUCCCAACCGCCUCAGAUGUUUGAUCCAUCCACGCCUCAACCGAAACCCUUUAACAACACAGACCCAAUUCCAAAACAGAUCUGCAACAUUGUGGACACUGAUAAGUUGGCAUGUGGACUUCCUAGCAUCACUGCAGCCAGAUGCCGGGCUAUUAACUGCUGCUUUGAUGGACAGAAAUGCUUCUAUGGGAAAACGGCGACUGUCCAGUGUACCAAGGAUGGGCAGUUUGUGGUGGUGGUGGCCAGGGAUGUCACUCUGACCAACUUGAAGUCCAUCCACCUGCUGGGUAGGAACGAGUCCCACUGCAAACCUGUCGUCAGUUCUUCUUUUGCCAUAUACCAGUUCAAAUUCACCGAAUGUGGAACUGUGAUAAGUGAGGGGGUGGGUCAAAUUGUUUAUGAGAACCGGUUGUCCUCUUCAUACGAGGUGACGGUUGGACCCGUCGGCGCUAUCACCAGGGACAGCCACUACGACCUACUCUUCCAGUGUAGGUACACUGGAUCUUCAGUUGAGACAGUGAUGACGGAGCUGAGGCCAGUUAGACACCCCGAUCCAGUGUCCAGUCUUGCAGACCUUAACGUGGAGCUCAGACUGGCUAGCGGACGUUGUCUCGCCCAAGGAUGUAAUGAAGACAAGGAAGCGUACACCUCUUACUACACAGAUGCCGACUACCCCAUCACCAAGGUUCUCAGGGAUCCCUUGUAUGUUGAGGUUCGCAUCCUGGGGAUGACCGAUCCCGGCGUUGUCCUGCUACUGGAUCAUUGCUGGGCUACCACAGCCCCCCAACGUGACAGUCUGCCCCAGUGGGAGCUCCUGUUUGACGGAUGUUCCUUCCAGGAUGACCGUUACAUGACCGUGCCCAUCCCAGUGGGAACCACCUCCAGUCUAUCCUACCCAUCCCACUACAAGCGCUUCGCCCUCAGGAUGUUCACAUUUGUGGAUCCGACAUCCAUGGUCCACCUGAGAGAGAAGGUGUACGUUCACUGUAGCACAGCAGUGUGCCACCAUCAAGCAGGAUCCUGUAAGCAGAGGUGCCAGAUACAAAAUCCAGCAGAUAACAGUGAGAGGACCAAGACGGACUGUGAACAACAUAGAGACAAUCCGCAGAAAAGUCCCAAAGGGACUUUUGUACCCCAGUGUGAUGAGCAAGGUCAGUACAAAGCCAUGCAAUGCUACAAUUCUACAGGAUCCUGCUGGUGUGUGGACAGCAGGGGGCAGGAGAGAGCAGGGAGCAGAACUGCACCAGGCACCAGCCAGCCUAACUGUGAUGAACCAGAAUCUGUGCACCCUAAGAGAACCAAGACUGACUGUGAAAAUCAAAGGGACAGUAUGCUGUCAACCAAUAGACAAGUGCAUGAUAUCGUAGAGGUCUAUGUACCCCAGUGUGAUGAGCAAGGGUCAUUACAAAGCCUGGCAAUGUUCUACUGGAUACUGCUGGUGCGUGGAUAG